AUGGGAAAUUCUUUUUCGCAAUUUAAAUCUAAUUAGAAGCCUUUACUUUUAAUGAUAGGUUUGGAUGGUGCUGGAAAAACAACUAUUUUAAACAGAUUAAUUUUGGGAAAAGUAGAGAGCUACACUUCAACGUUAGGAUUUUACAUAGAAAAUAUAUAAAGCAAAAAGUUAGACAUAAUUUCUUGGGAUAUUAGAAGAGAAGAUAAAUUUAAAAUUCUUUGGAAGCCUUACUUGUAGGAUACCAAAGGAAUAAUUUAUGUUAUUGAUUGUUUUGACAAAAAUAGGAUGCAUGAAGCCAAAUUUGAAUUACUUCAACUGUUGCUUGACCCUUAACUUUUUGUAUGCCCCCUAUUAAUAUAUGCAAAUAAAUAAGAUCAAGCAAAAAUAAGUUCAGAAGAGUUAAUAGCUGAAUUAAUGAUACAAAGAAUUUCUAAAAAUUACCAUAUAUAACCAUGUUGCUCAAUAACUGGCUAAGGACUUUAAGAAGGGCUAAAAUGGAUUUAAGAAUAGACAUAACCAAAACUGAAAUGA
Paramecium octaurelia is the source of this 531-nucleotide messenger RNA. The record is from the annotation of a GenBank genome assembly. Lineage: Eukaryota; Ciliophora; Oligohymenophorea; Peniculida; Parameciidae.